Messenger RNA from Galeopterus variegatus (Sunda flying lemur), 2025 nucleotides. Its product is annotated as ubiquitin carboxyl-terminal hydrolase 32-like. Gene Ontology annotation, cellular component: Golgi apparatus. The record is from RefSeq and is a predicted model, not a curated record. The annotation marks the transcript as partial. NCBI's taxonomy places the organism in Eukaryota, Metazoa, Chordata, Mammalia, Dermoptera, Cynocephalidae. Gene Ontology annotation, molecular function: cysteine-type deubiquitinase activity. The transcript is spliced from 13 exons. Gene Ontology annotation, biological process: protein deubiquitination.
UUCCCACAGAAAAGGGAGCCACAGGUCUGAGUAACCUGGGAAACACAUGCUUCAUGAACUCAAGCAUCCAGUGUGUUAGUAACACACAGGCACUGACACAGUAUUUUAUCUCAGGGAGACAUCUUUAUGAACUCAACAGGACAAAUCCCAUUGGUAUGAAGGGACAUAUGGCUAAAUGCUAUGGUGAUUUAGUACAGGAACUUUGGAGUGGAACUCAGAAGAAUGUUGCCCCAUUAAAGCUUCGGUGGACCAUAGCAAAAUAUGCUCCCAGGUUUAAUGGGUUUCAACAACAGGACUCCCAAGAACUUCUGGCUUUUCUCUUGGAUGGUCUUCAUGAAGAUCUCAACCGAGUCCAUGAGAAGCCAUAUGUAGAACUGAAGGACAGUGAUGGCCGACCAGACUGGGAAGUAGCUGCAGAGGCCUGGGACAACCAUCUGAGAAGAAACAGAUCAAUUGUUGUGGAUUUGUUCCAUGGGCAACUAAGGUCCCAAGUCAAAUGCAAGACAUGUGGGCAUAUAAGUGUCCGAUUUGACCCCUUCAAUUUUUUGUCUUUGCCACUACCAAUGGACAGCUAUAUGCACUUAGAAAUAACAGUUAUUAAGUUGGAUGGUACUACCCCUGUACGAUAUGGACUAAGACUGAAUAUGGAUGAAAAGUACACAGGUUUAAAAAAACAGCUGAGUGAUCUCUGUGGACUUAAAUCAGAACAAAUCCUUCUUGCAGAAGUACAUGGUUCCAACAUAAAGAACUUCCCUCAGGAUAACCAAAAAGUACGACUCUCAGUGAGUGGAUUCUUGUGUGCAUUUGAAAUUCCAAUCCCUGCCUCUCCAGUUUCAACUUCUAGUCCUAUCCAGACAGAUUUCUCCUCUUCCCCAUCUGCAAAUGGGUUCACCCUGACUACUAAUGGGGAUCUGCCCCGACCAAUGUUUAUACCCAAUGGAAUGCCAAACACUGUUGUGCCAUGUGGAACUGAGAAGAACUUCACAAAUGGAAUGGUGAAUGGUCAUAUACCAUCUCUUCCUGACAGCCCCUUUACAGGCUACAUCAUUGCAGUCCACCGAAAAAUGAUGAGGUCAGAACUGUAUUUCCUGUCAUCUCAGAAGAAUCGCCCCAGCCUCUUUGGAAUGCCACUGAUUGUUCCAUGUACUGUGCAUACCCGGAAGAAAGACUUAUAUGAUGCGGUUUGGAUUCAAGUAUCUCGAUUAGCCAGCCCACUCCCACCUCAGGAAGCUAGUAACCAUGCUCAAGAUUGUGAUGACAGUAUGGGUUAUCAAUAUCCAUUCACUCUUCGAGUUGUACAGAAAGAUGGGAAUUCCUGUGCUUGGUGUCCAUGGUAUAGAUUUUGCAGAGGCUGUAAAAUUGAUUGUGGGGAAGACAGAGCUUUCAUUGGAAAUGCCUAUGUUGCUGUGGAUUGGGACCCCACAGCCCUUCACCUCCGCUAUCAAACGUCACAGGAACGGGUUGUAGAUGAGCACGAGAGCGUGGAGCAGAGUCGGCGAGCACAAGCUGAGCCCAUCAACCUGGACAGCUGUCUCCGUGCUUUCACCAGUGAAGAGGAGCUAGGGGAAAAUGAGAUGUACUACUGUUCCAAGUGUAAGACCCACUGCUUGGCAACCAAGAAGUUGGAUCUCUGGAGGCUUCCCCCGAUCCUGAUUAUUCAUCUUAAACGAUUUCAAUUUGUAAAUGGUCGAUGGAUAAAAUCACAGAAAAUUGUUAAAUUUCCUCGUGAAAAUUUUGACCCUAGUGCUUUUUUGGUACCAAGAGACCCCGCUCUCUGCCUGCAUAAACCACUCACACCCGCAGGAGAUGACCUCUCUGAGCCAAGGGUUCCAGCAGGAGAAGCGAAGAAAGUGGAUGCCCAGAGCUCAGCAGGGGAAGAGGAAGUGCUCCUGAGCAAGAGUCCAUCCUCACUCAGUACAAACAUCAUCAGUAGCCCAAAAGCUGUCCAGUACAGGGAUCAAACCCUGGGCCUUGGAGUUAUCAGCACAUUGUGGAAAUCUUGAUAGAUAACAUCAACAUAAACAA